GGCUUCAGUUGACGGUCGUGAACUCCUCAACACGUCCGUAAACUCGGAUUAUUGUGUCGAAACGCACCGCUUCACUCAAUUGAGUUCACGGCCAACAACUCCAGUUCACGGUCUUGGUGACUAUGAACUCACUCGGCGUUAGUAACCUCUGAAACCUCCCUAGACGCUUUGCGGUUUGCGGCUCACGGUUUAUGGCUCCAGUUUACGGCCUUAGGAGAUUGUGAACUCUAAUGGGAAACCGUGAACUUGGCCUAAAUCACUCUCUUUGCCCGGUCUUUGCUCCUUUUCUUCCAACUUUCGACUCCGGGGCUGGUUUCACCUAUUAGAUCCCGAAACACGAGAAACCUAGCGUAAAACCACCCUUUUAGGAGCACAAAUGCCACAAACACCCAAGGAAAACGGGGAUAAAAUGUGUACAAUUAGGCCCGAAUCAAUGCUCAUUUGGGAAUGUUGGGAUAUUUGAUGUUGAAUAGUGUUUGAAUUCUUUGCAUGCUAGUUAUAGGUUGUAAUUGUGUGACUUUGGUAUGCUGAAUUGGUUCCAUGAAUACACAAUUGUUUUUGUGAUGGCAUGUAUCGUAAUUUGCUUGGAAGAAGGAUUGAUUUUGAAUUUUGCUUAGAAAUGGAUUAAUGUUUUUAACCUUUACUUGUGUCAUUUCCAUGGUGGUUUUCACUUUCGGGAAACUCAGACAUGUUUAUGAAGAUCAUACCUAUUAAAAUCUUGAUUUGGUAGCUCAAAUUCCUGUAAAAAUUCCAUAACAUUAGAUUUUUGCAAUGUUCAUCGAUUUGAAUGACUCAAACUUCUUAUUUGUAAAAAUUUUCCUUAUGAUUAUUAUGCACGAUAGUUGAUAUGCUUGUUCUUACUUAUGGAUUUGAUUUAAAGAAUGCAUGGUUGCAUCUAUAGUGUGGGGUAUUGUGCUUCGAUUGUUUUUUGCAUGAUUGAUAUCUAUCUUUGCAAACCUCCUGCGAUGUACCAACGCAAGGCUUGAAGAAUGGAGUUGGGGCUUCUUCAUUCUUGAUUUCUCCUUUGAGAGAUGAGACAAGUCCUCCAAGAAUCUCAACAACACUUCCACUUAAACUUCCUAUACACCCUUCCUUCACCAAGCUCUCCUUAGUUGUUGCUCGCCCAAAGAAACAAUGCAUUUACACAAAGGAAGAGGUCGAGGAGAUGCAUGCCUUGAUUCGGGCCUAAUUGUACAUAUUUUAUCCCCAUUUUCCUUAGGCGUUUGUGGCAAUUGUGCUCCUAAAAGGGUGGUUUUACGCGAGGUUUCUUGUGUUUUAACUUGUUUCAGGAUUUAACAGGUGAAACCAGCCCCCGGAGUCGAAAGUUGGACGAAAAGGAGCGAAAACCGUGAGAAGAGGUGAAAACCGGCAAUUCACGGUUUCUCAUGGAUGUUCACGGUCUUCUAAAAUCUUAAGUUACUGACACGAAGUGAGUUCACGGUCACUAAGACCGUGAACUUGAACUGUUGCCCAUGAACCCGUGCAAGCGAAGCGGUGCGUUUCGACGCCAACCUUGAGUUCACAAACGCGUUCAAGAGUUCACGGCCGUAAACUGAGCCCGAUCCCUGAAUAAGAAGAGAGCUGAAAGGAAGAGAGAAGGGAGAGCCCAAGAGUGAGAAAGUGCCUUCUUCAGAUUUUAGAGAUAGAAAGAACGAACCAAGGAAGGAAGAAGGCUAGGCUUUGCUUGUGCUAGACUUGGUGUUGUUUUCCAAUUGUGUGUAGGAGGUGCAUGACCCGGAGUAUCCGGCACCUUUGCUACCCCGUGACGAGGACAUAAACCAAACUCUCCGAAUCCUAGCACGGAGAGGGAGCUAGCGGAGGCAAGGAUAAGAAGUGAAGAAAAGGGACAACAAUUUGGUCCCGGUGUUAGUGGAGUUUAAGUUUAAGAAGUGGAAGGUGAACCCGACAUUGGAGUAGAAAUGGCGGAGAACCAAAGAGAAGCGGGAGCCGUCCAAGCUCGUAAUCUAAACGAUGCGGCGGCGGAAGAGGAAGCCCCAAGGACAAUGAGAUACUAUAUGGCCCCACGACCGGCGAACAUUCAAUCGCCAAUCUUACACCCUCCCGUGGCGGCCAACAAUAUCGAGAUCAAGCCGGCUCUAGUGACUAUGAUACAGAACAAUGCUUUGUUCCAUGGUCUUCCGAGCGAGUCACCAAGAGAGCAUGUGCAGAGAUUCCUGGAGCUCGCGGGGAGCUUGAAAAUCAAUGGCAUGCCGGAUGAAGCUUUGCAACUGAGGCUUUUCCCCUAUUCACUUGCGGGGAAAGCAAUCCGGUGGCUAAACAACCACCCGCCUCGUUCAAUCACCUCAUGGGACAAUCUUCUCUACAAAUUCAUCACCUACUACUGCCCACCUUCGAAGACGGCCAAGUGGAGAAAGAUUAUCACCCAUUUCGAGGAAGAAGAAGACGAGACCUUGAGGGAUGCUUGGGAGAGAUACUCCGAUUAUUUUCUUCAAUGCCCUCACCAUGGGUUCGAAGAACAGUUUCGGAUUGAAACUUUCUAUGGUGGUCUAAUCCAAGAAGACAAGAUUCUCAUUGACUCACUGUGUCAGUGGAAAUUGAUGAAUAUGAAUCCACCCCAAGUGACCGAGCUACUUGAAGAAAUGGCACUCAAGGGAUACAAUUGGGGAUUGACGAGAAGCGGGAAGAGAAGCAAUGAUAGGGGAGUGAGAAGCAUGGGAGAGAGCGCUCCACUUGAGGCGAAGUUGGACAAGUCGAUAGAGGUAAUUCUUGAAGAUAAAAAGCAAGGAAAGAGGUCGAUGAUGUCUUAUGAUUGGUGUUCGAGCACUAACCAUGAGAUUGCGGAGGGCCAAGCAAUGAAGGAGGCAACCACUCCGGAGGAGCAAGUCAAUUUCGUGGUAAAUGCUAGGGCCAAUAACCUGUAUAACAAUACUUAUAAUCCCGGAUGGAGGAACCACUCCAAUUUUUCUUGGUCAUCACCGACUAAUCCGAGACCCCUGGGUUUUCAAGGUCCUACGGGCAAUUAUCAACCUCGUCCAACCUUCAUCCAACAAAGGCCUCAAGUCCAAAGCUGGAACUUCCAACAACCAUAUCUCGCACAAGGUGGUCAAGGGUUUCAACAACAACAACAACAACCCGACAAGCUAUCCAAGCUUGAGGACCUAGUGAACACCUUUGUGAGCACGAGUGCUCAAAAGUUCGAGAAGAUUGAGCAAUUCAUGGGUGUGGCGACUACCAAAUUUACCUCGGUUGAGGCAGAACUCUGAAGCCAUCAAGUGAGCCUCCAAAGCAUGGAAGUGCAAAUCGGCAAUCUUUCCGGGAUCCUCACCGAGAGACCGAAGGGAGCUAUACCAUCCCAAAACGUGGUGAACCCCAAGGAUCAUGCUGGGGUGAAUGCAAUUCAAGUGGGAAGUGGAAAGGUGACUCCGAGCGUCGCCACUAAAGAGGCAGCUGGGAAGUGAUUGAGAAGGAAGGUUCCUGUUACACAGAGAGGCAGCUGGGAAAACGAAGGGUUGAGCACCAAUCAGAAAUGACAAAAGUGAAAUCGAAAAAGGAGAUAAGGAUGAGUGAUGACAGAUCACUCUAGACUCCUUCCUUUCACUUAAAACUAUGGGCCCGACUUAUCCUAAGCCCACAAUAAGAGAAAGAGGAAACCCAACCAGUUGAAACAAUUUACUGGCCUGGAAAGCUAAAGCCACUGCUUUAGAGUCUGUAACCUGUCUUCUUCGAUGAGAUGAAGAAGGUUCAGAAACAGGGGAAGAUUUCCAGAACAGAGCACGCGACAAGGAACAACAAAGAGAAGAAGCAGAAAGUGCACAAGAGAUUUUUAACGAGGUUCCCAAACUACUAGUCACUCCUCGUCCUAGACUCAGUACACACUGAGAUCUAGGAGACUCCUUUUUUUAUUUAAUUUUUCCUAUCAAGCAAGAAAUUGAAGAAUGCAGA
Linum trigynum is the source of this 3903-nucleotide messenger RNA. The record is from the annotation of a GenBank genome assembly. NCBI's taxonomy places the organism in Eukaryota, Viridiplantae, Streptophyta, Magnoliopsida, Malpighiales, Linaceae.